Molecule: messenger RNA, 1276 nt
Organism: Ceratotherium simum simum (southern white rhinoceros)
Lineage: Eukaryota; Metazoa; Chordata; Mammalia; Perissodactyla; Rhinocerotidae
Gene: RAB4B
Product: RAB4B, member RAS oncogene family
Biological process (GO): Rab protein signal transduction
Molecular function (GO): GTP binding; GTPase activity
Source: RefSeq, a predicted model, not a curated record
GCCUUUCGCUCCGCCCCCCGGCCGCCGAGUCCGCCAAUCCCUGCCCUCGGGAAGCGUGGCCCGGUAUCCCGCAGCCCUAGCGGGUCGCGGCGGAGGGGGUUGGAGGCGGAAGUGGCGGCGCCGGGCCCCGGGAGUAGGAAGGAGCCGGGGCUGCAGCCGGAGUGGAGCGGCUGCCAGCCGAGGAACAGGCGCGGCCGCGGCGCCAUAUUGCGGCCCCCAGCGGCCGCGACCGAGUCAUGGCCGAGACCUACGACUUCCUCUUCAAAUUCCUGGUGAUUGGCAGCGCAGGCACCGGCAAAUCAUGUCUCCUUCAUCAGUUCAUCGAGAAUAAGUUCAAACAGGACUCCAACCACACGAUCGGCGUGGAGUUUGGAUCCCGGGUGGUCAACGUGGGUGGGAAGACUGUGAAGCUACAGAUUUGGGACACAGCUGGCCAGGAGCGGUUUCGGUCGGUGACGCGGAGUUACUACCGAGGGGCGGCUGGAGCCCUGCUGGUAUACGACAUCACCAGCCGGGAGACUUACAACUCGCUGGCUGCCUGGCUGACGGACGCCCGCACGCUGGCCAGCCCCAACAUCGUGGUCAUCCUCUGUGGCAACAAGAAGGACCUGGACCUGGAGCGUGAGGUCACUUUCCUGGAGGCCUCCCGCUUUGCCCAGGAGAACGAGCUAAUGUUCCUGGAAACCAGCGCUCUCACUGGCGAGAACGUGGAGGAGGCUUUCCUGAAGUGUGCUCGCACCAUCCUGAACAAGAUCGACUCAGGUGAGCUGGACCCUGAGAGGAUGGGCUCAGGCAUUCAGUACGGUGACGCUUCCCUUCGCCAGCUGCGGCAGCCUCGGAGCGCCCAGGCCGUGGCCCCUCAGCCCUGUGGCUGCUGAGACCUGUGGAGCCAGCUCACCUGUUCUCCAGGACCAGCCCUGCCCUUCCGGCUGGGGCCCUGAUCCAGGCCCCAGGAGGCCAAGCCCCUCACCUGCCCUGGCCCCAGAGAAGCUGCCCCGCCACCUGACCCCUUCCCUGGCCUGGUGGGGCCUGGCUGAGGGGCAAGACUGAGCCACGGGGGAAGGGGGAAUCCAUACCUGCUGCUGCUUCAUCUGUCUUGGCUAACCCUUGUCCCCCCUGAACCCCUAACCAUACUCGAAGAGUUCCCAAAGCCUGAGACCAAGGCCAUUUGGCCCCAGCUCCCUGCCUGGUCCUGGCGUUGCGAGUACAUGUUAUUUAUUACCUGGAGACCUGUCCCGUCCCCACCCCUCCCGCAUAAAGCAUUGUUUACACCUGU